GGGAUUCGCGUCAACCAGGUCAAUAUGGGAUGGUGCCUGACAGACGCGGAGGACCGCGGCCAGAGCGCGACGAACCGCUUCUGGUUGGCCGAGGCCGACGCGGCGUCGCCGUCGGGGCGCAUAUUGCGGCCCGAGGACACGGCCGCGUCCGUCGUCCACCUGCUCAGCGAGAGCGCCUCCAUGGUGACCGGCGCGAUCCUCGACAUCUCGCCGGACAUGCUGCCGGGGAUCAUGUCGGGAGAGACCUGUUGUUGAGUGCGCUAGGCCUGUAAGACACUAGCAAGCAAGCAAGCAAGUCUCCAAUUUGCAAGCGGCUGGUGGCGCGCACAAAUCGAUUCAGCACGACGCGACGCUUUUUUCCGAGCGCAGGAGUGGCGCAUCUGUGCUAGGUGACGUCUCAUGCAUCGAUGCUUCAUUCAUUUGGCAGCACUCACAGUGCCUGCAUACUGGAGGGCGCUGGCGCUUGCGCCAGCAGCAAGCACCUGGGAGCUCGACCGCAGCCUCCGAUUGCUCAGCAAUGUGAAACGUAAGACGAGCGGUAAACGACCUCUCGACCUGCUCGAGGAUUUGUACGACCGCGAGUCCGGUCUGACAGGCGAAGGCGUCUGGCAUAACGCACAUUUCGGCGCGGCGCACCUACUGGCGGCGCGGCGUAUGGGUAACGGCCCGGUUGGCAAGGCUAUUGCGGAGGAGUUGAGGUCAUCAGCAAAACGUCUCGGUGACUCGCUCUACGACCUUAACUACGACGAUGGAUUCCGGCUGCGCACGGCCUCGGACAUCUGGAAAACGCCGGAUGCGGCGGUCGAAAGCGGUGGCGAGCGGCCUGGUUUCUACGAGCCCUCGCGAGAUCGCCGCUGCGUCUCAAAUGCGGCCGCGGUCAUCUUCUACUCGUUGCUGAACGAGGACGCAGACGACGACAGGAUAGGAGAGAUGGGGGAGACAUUCCUAGAUCUAUUCUUCGACGAAAAGCUCGGCCGCUUCCGCCGCGGCGCCGUCGCCGACGGCCAGGAGUAUUGGCGUUCCGUCGACCAAGCCAUGGCGAUCCUCGCGUGCAGGCGGCUCGGAGGCGACCGCGCCGCAGCUGCGGCGGCGGCGGCCGCGACUGCGCUCCGCGACGACUUCGGCUACCGAAGUGGUGAGCGGCCGAUCAACCAUCUAGGUCCGUUCCCGGGCACGCGGCGACGCAACUCGUGGCACGACGCGUUUGCGAUCUACGCGCUGGCCCUCGACGGCGACGUAAGUGACCUUGUGGAUAUGAUGCGCGCGGCGUACGAGUCUGCGGACAACGGACUAUUAGCGCACCAGGCGCGCGACGCGGGAACGUCACCAUAUCUCGGCGACGGGUCGGCGGUGCACUUCUCGUGCACGCAGGCCGUGUGGGGCGCAGUCGGUCGGGCAACGCGUGGCGAAGGAUUCGAGACGCACGACGCCGCGUGGCGACGCUUCGAUGCGGCCACGUCGCGCGACGGCCUCUUCGUCGUGGCCGACGCCUACCCAAACGUCAGGCUGUGGUGCAAUACCGAGCCGGCGUUCUGGCUCCUCGUCGAGCCAGAUAUCUUUGCGAGUAACUCGUUGAGCUAG
Pelagomonas calceolata is the source of this 1581-nucleotide messenger RNA. NCBI's taxonomy places the organism in Eukaryota, Pelagophyceae, Pelagomonadales, Pelagomonadaceae. The record is from the annotation of a GenBank genome assembly.